AUGCAUUCUCCCCAUGCCCCCAUGUCUAUGGGGUAUAGCACUAAUCCGGGAGUUGUGCCACCUACGGCUACACCUUCGCCAGCUCCGUCUCCAGCGGCCAGCUCUUUCAUGCCUGUGCCGCCAGUUCCAGCGAUGCCUACGGUGAUACAGCAGUCGGGAAAGCAGCGUCGAUCCAGCUCGACCCAUCGGUAUACGCCGAUCGCUCCAGCUCCACCUUCUCAUACCAGCAAUAGUACUAUCAUUUCACCUUCGGUUACGACGCCAUCUGCAGGAUAUUACAACCAACAUCCAGCAGCUGCCCAACCCCAGGUUCCCGUUGCCCGGCCGGCUUCACAGUACUUACCUCCUGCGCAAUCUCCCAGCCAUCCGACCCCGCCAACGUCAACGUCGUCCACUACUGCGACUGCGCCCUCGUGUAGCUUGGCUAAGCUUCAGCAAUUGACUAAUGGCUUAGCGGAUUCGGCUUCUCCCCAUCACACCAUGACACCUCCUCCAAAUCAAACUCCCCCUCCACCACCUCCGUCGCAUCUCCACGGGUUGAGUCAUUCUCGAGAUCCAUACGGCUAUGGGGUAGUGCCGACUCCGCCGCCGUCGGCCAUACCUUCCCAGCAGAGCUAUGCCAAAUACUACCAAGGGUCUGUUCCAUCGCCUAUUCCGGUCAGUUCAAGUCCAGUAGCCGGACUUAACACACCAUCAAGUGUCGUCCAUUCCAAUAACAGCGAACUAACGUCUACGCAUACUGGUAGCGGGCACAAUGUAAAUGCAGCUGGCCAGUCAGGACGCUCGUCAUCUUCCACUGCUGCAGCGCCACCGUCGUCAUCUUCUGUCGGGCGAAAUAGUAACAACAGCAGUUCUCAACAGCGGCAAGCAACGGACGCUGCUACGCAACAACGCCAAGCGCAACAGCUCAUGCAGCAGAGCUAUGCCGCCAUGAAUCAGCUAAAUGGUUACAGAAUGAGUAUGGCCGGUAUGGCUGGAAUGCCCGGCAUGCCCGGUAUGCCCGGUAUGGGUAUGCCUAGCAUGAGCAUGAUGGCCGCUCAGCAUCAGGCGCUAAACUCGGCCUCGUACAUUGCAGCAGCCAAUCCAGGAUUCAUGAAUCAAAGUCAGUUGGGCGUGAUGAAUAUGCAUGCUCACGCGGCUGCCGCUCAUGCUGCUCAACAUCCACAUUCUGCUCCCCACAGCCACUCUGCCGCGGCCCAAGCGGCGCAAUACCAACAGGUUGAUCAGCGUACUGGCACUCCGGCUGGCAUGUAUUCAGCACCGUACGCCUACGGCAUCCCGCAGCUUCCCCAACUCAACGGCACCAUGAGGAGGUAA
This is a messenger RNA of Daphnia magna, 1317 nucleotides long. Its product is annotated as mucin-2-like. The transcript has a single exon. The record is from RefSeq and is a predicted model, not a curated record. The coding region runs from base 1 to 1317 and encodes 438 amino acids. Lineage: Eukaryota; Metazoa; Arthropoda; Branchiopoda; Diplostraca; Daphniidae.